Linum trigynum is the source of this 2549-nucleotide messenger RNA. The record is from the annotation of a GenBank genome assembly. NCBI's taxonomy places the organism in Eukaryota, Viridiplantae, Streptophyta, Magnoliopsida, Malpighiales, Linaceae.
AUAUAAUGGAAUAACUUCAUAUUGCAGGGACUAAACAUAUAAUAUAAUUUCAGGUAUCAUGCAAUAAUUUUCCAACUAGAAAAGGAAAACCCUUCGUCUACUCUAUAGUCUAUUCACAUUCCAAUUUCCAGUAGUACUGUCUCUCCACUCUCUCUCUCUCUCUCUCCAUUUUACAAAUUCCAAUUUGCUUCUCUCUUCAAACAAAACUUCCAUUAGGAUUUACGAACAAAGAACUAGGAAGUAGAGAGGGAGGGCAGAGAUCUUGGCGAUGUUAAGGAGAUCGGAGGGAAUAAUGGCGGGCAUCGGCGAACGGACUGCAAUUGAUUUGAGAUGGCGACCGCCGUCACCAAUGAGGGAGUUGGAGACUCGACAGCAUUCUUGAGCUCGUCCUUUUCGCCGGUCGCCAGAGGCAGGGAUGAGUUGGAGACGAAGAAGGGCGGUCCGCCCUCGAAGAGAAGAGGGAGACUCGACGGCGUUUCUCGAGCUCGUCCUUCUCGCCGUUGCCGGUUUCCAGAGGUAGGACUGAGCUGGAGAAGACGAAGGGCAGUUGAGCAGGGGAGGGAGACUCGGCGUGGCGGUGUUCUUGAGCAAUCGAUUAGGGAUUAGAGUUUGGAUUUUAGAGUUUGACGUUUUGUUUUUUUAAUAAUUUUUGUUGCAUAGAACAACGACGUUUUAUUUCAAAUAGCCUGUCGCCGGUCAGAACAAAAUCGGCCGAUAUUUCAUUUUGGACCGGUUAAACCGAAAAAACCGGGAGAUACAAUAAUUCAGCCACAAAAUGGCUAUCGUUUCGUUUCUAGUCCGAUUUCCGGUUUUACCGGCCGGUACGAUCCGGUUUCCUGGUCCAUGAUCUAAGGUGAUACUUUACUCCAUAAAUGUGAUACACCCUUGCUAUCUUUUAAAUAAACACCCCAGUGGAUUUGUUCCCUAAAUAAAUGCCAUGGUUGGGUGAAAGAUAGCUAGCAAUAAAAGCAGCAUGUUUAUUACGGUUAUUAUCAAAGUUUGGAAGCCCAUUGUACAAUACUUACUACAGAUGUUUAUAAGCUAACAUAUUCACAUGACAGAGUAUCUUACAUGAUAUUUUACAAUAUUAUUUCAAGUUGGAAUUUCAUAAGCUUUAGUUCUCAAAAAUCUCUAGGCCAAGUAACUCGGUUGCAGCCAACAACAUUGCCAUGGAAAUAUUAAAAUCUGAAUGUACUAGAGUGCCAACCAUUGGAGGUGCUUUAGAAAUUGCAUCUAAAAGUGGCGAGACGCGAUGAAAUUCAAUCCCCACAUGCGAAAUAUGGCUUGUCGCCUCCCCAGGCUCAGGAGCACCAGCGCAUUCCUCCACGACAUUCAUAAUUUGGCAUGUCACCUCCUCGGGUUCUGAAGUAGUCGCACAUUCCUCUGAAAUGGACGAAGCAAAAGUGGAUCAUGUAGCUACAUCAUCUAAAGCGGGAAAGUGUUUCCCCACCUCACAAAGGGUGUCAUAAGUUAUUACAGCUCCAGCCAAGAUUUCAUCUUUAUUGAGACUUGAAGACUCCCCCCUCUCCGUUAUUGUUCCCAUAUCGCACACUGGGAUUUUUCCUUUUCUGGCUCUCCCCUCAGAACGACACUUUCCGACAGGGGAAUCCCCUGAUUCUCGCACCGAGGAAUGAUUUCUCUUCGGCUGAUCACGACGAACUCCCAAUCAUCCGCGAAGGGGAUUAUCUGGUAUCUCACAAAUUGACACCCCAACCUACGAGCGAGGCACUGCUGGCACCUCCCUAUUCUUCAUAACCUUAAAUUGAGAAUAGUCUGCAGGAGGAUUACAAUUAGAAAAUCUAGUAAAAAAAGGGAAGCAUUGUAAAAGAGAUACCUUUAUCAUAGACAGCAAGAAACAAGCAUGCUCGAUCCCCAAGACUGCUUAUACUAAUGGGUUUCUCACAAAGGAUUCGGUCGUACAACAAUCUCUCCCUCAAUCACAGGAUCCGGAAACCCUCUUGUAACACCUUCAUUCUAUUCAGCCGGAACUGGAUUACCUCCCAAAGUAAACUCACCAGGCAGGGCAAGAAAAUAAAAGAAUUCAGUCUCCUAGGAUCUUUUCAAGUGGCUAAGCGAAGUAGAGAGAUUAUUGGCUGACGUACGCUUGUGCAAUUCCCAACCAACUCGGUUAUGACGGAAGAAAAAGCAGGCGUAAAACAACUCCGGGGAGGGAGGAAUCCUAGCUCGACGGCAUGACAGGGUAAAGCAAGCGAUGAAAGUCCAAAAACAAGGACUAACUGAGUCAAUAAAAAGCUUACUAUGUCGCAUUACCAUGCACAACCAAGGAGGCAACGGUAGUCGAAAACCAUAUUCCAAAGAAGAGCGGAAAAGUGAUCGCCAUGAUGAUGGGUGACUUGCAGCUAAAACAAAUCUAUUGGGAAGGGCAUACCUCCGAUGAUGAGGCAUGUGAUACGACACCAGUAGCUCCCGUAGCCACCUUUCGCUUUGCGUAAAUCCAAAUUCCAGGCCUCUCACUAGGUACUCUGGAGACACUCGACCCAAAGGGUACAUCACCUCCCAAGGGCAAAUAUUAAAACCCAGGGGAUUAG